AUGCAGAUCAAAGUCGAGGAUCCCCCCAAAAUAGUCCUUAAGGGUACCCCAAGAGAGAUUGGCCUUGAACAUGGCCGUCAGCUCCGACAACAUAUCCACAGGCAGCUAGACGUCUACGAGGAGAUGUUCCAGUAUACUGCCAACAUGUCCUGGGAUGCUGUCCGUGGGCUGGCUGAGGAAUUCCGCGUGGCCUCGGAGCAAAACACUCCUGAUAUCUACGCCGAAAUGCAGGGAAUCGCAGAAGCCACGGGACGGGAUAUCUUGGAUAUCGUGGCCCUGAACUGUCGCAGUGAGAUCUCCAUGGGGAGUUUCUCCGAUGGCUGCACAAGUCUCUCGUGGAAGAAGGAUGAUGCCCGGGUUCUGGCGCAGAAUUGGGAUUGGACCGGCAUGGUGAAAGAGAAUAUUGCGUUGAUGUCCAUCGAGCAAGUGGGCAAGCCGAAGAUCUACAUGGUUACCGAGGCCGGUAUUGUAGGAAAGAUUGGAUUUAAUAGUUCUGGCGUCGGAGUCUGUCUCAAUGCUAUCAAGGCGCAUCCCUGUAUCAGCUCCAAAGUGCCUAUCCAUAUGGCGCUUCGUCUGUGUCUCGAGAGUACCUCUGUGGAAAACGCGGUGCAAGCCAUUGCCUCCCUGGGAGGAAUAGCCACUAGUGCACAUAUAUUGGUUGCUGAUAGCACGACAUCUCUGGGACUCGAGCUAUCGCCUCUGGGAGAUGUGCAUCUGCGGGAGAACGAGAGCGGAAUUAUCACCCAUGCUAACUAUUUCCUUAAGAACCGUCAUGUGGUGGAGCCCAACUGGGCACCCAGUUCUCCCAUCCGACAGGAUCGAAUCGACCAGCUGACGAGUGAGAUGGUUCGAGAAGGGAUCCAAGGAGACAGCCUCACGCCGUCGCUGCUGCGCGAGACCAUAUUCUCUGAUACCUCCAAUGCACCCAAUUCCAUCUGUGCCUGCUACGAGGAUCUGAAUAAACACCGUACGAUUCGGAGUAUUACUUUGUUUAAUAUCGUCAUGAUCCUGCAAGCAUAUAGCCCAGAAGCGGAGGUAGUCAUUGGACAGCCGGGGACUACCGAAGCGCAUUCCGUUAUCAAAAUGCCCUGGAAUUAA
Messenger RNA from Aspergillus tanneri, 1098 nucleotides. RefSeq names its product putative acyl-CoA:6-aminopenicillanic-acid-acyltransferase. The transcript has 3 exons. The record is from RefSeq and is a predicted model, not a curated record. NCBI's taxonomy places the organism in Eukaryota, Fungi, Ascomycota, Eurotiomycetes, Eurotiales, Aspergillaceae. Bases 1 to 1098 code for a protein of 365 amino acids.